CAUGCUGAACAGACGACUUUUAGGACUAAUUUGUAGCUAUAAAAGGGUUGGAACGGUUGAUAGAUUAAAGAAUAAUGCGGAGAAGGUUAUCAAAUAUCCUACAAGGGAAAAUCUGGAAUUUAGAACUAUGAGAAAGGGUGAAGAAGGUAGCGUUGCACAACUAUUUGUGAAAGGAUUUGUAAAGAAUUUGUCAUACAUUACGUCUAAGGAGGAAUUUCCUAGUCUUGAGAAAUUUUACAAAAAGUCCUUUGAAUAUGAUGAAGAAAAUAGGAAGAAUUUUUUAGUAGCCUACCACACAGUUGAAAAACGAAUAAUUGCAAUUUGUAGAAUACGAGAUUCAAACAGGGUCGAGAAAAAUUUACCAAUUUCAGUGAUGUUUAAAAUGUUGUCGGCGAAAACCGUCCUGGGAUUACUCUGUACAUUUGGUUCAUUCGAUUUAUUGAAUAAGCAGAUUGUUGAGAACGAACAGAUCAUAGAAUUUCUUACCGUUUGCGGCAAGCAUAAAGGUAAAGAUUUAGGAAGAACUAUGAUGCAAUGUAUGGAAAGUGUGGGUAAGGAAAGGAAUGCUAGCAAACUAUCCAUGGUCGUUCACGCAGAGGAAGAAAGAGCUCUUAAAAUGUACGAAAGUGAAGGAUACAAAAUAACUCACAUUAUACACAGUUUAAAGUCUGUAACAUUUGGUAAUAAGGUCAGCUUUAAGAUGGAGAAGGCAAUUUAG
Dimorphilus gyrociliatus is the source of this 718-nucleotide messenger RNA. The record is from the annotation of a GenBank genome assembly. NCBI's taxonomy places the organism in Eukaryota, Metazoa, Annelida, Polychaeta, Dinophilidae.